AUGGUGAGCCGGCUUCCUUUGGACGUGCCGCUGCCCCCAGGUCCCCGGCCCCGCUCCUUGUCUCCUUCCCCUCCUGCCUGCUCCCUUCUGCCUUUAGUUCAUUGCUUCAAACUGUCCUCCUUAAUUCGAGACGACACCGCCGUGCUGUCGCCGUCACCGGUUCGACAUCGCAAGGGUAAUGUCACCCCCACAGCGGCCUCGGCGUUGGCGUUAUCAGGAAAUUACUUUCCUGAUCAGCUUAAAACAUCAAAGGCAAGGAGAGAGGCCGGGGACAUCGAGGCUUCGGGGCAGGGGAGUCGCUGCUCGGAGAAGGGGGGGUCUGCGGGCAGCGCCGCGAGGGCCGGGCGCUGGCGUGCGGUGCGCCUCGCGCCGGAGACGACGCAGAACGCCAGGGCUGGACAGAGAGGAGCCGACAUCGGCCACAGAGGGCAGUUUGAAGGAGCCAGCGAUACCAGUUACGAUGAGCACCGAGGCAAACCCCGGCUGGUGGGAAACGAAGAAAGCGCUCCGGAAGCCGUCAUCCUGGUCGGCGUCUCGCUCCUCUUCGCCGCCGUAGUGACUGACCACUGGGCCGUGCUGAGCCCCAAGGUGGAGGAGUACAACGCCACCUGCGAAGCGGCUCAUUUCGGGCUAUGGCGGCUCUGCACAAAGCGGAUUUACGUGCAAGAGCGAGGCGCCGGGGAGAAGGGCUGCGGGCCCAUAAGCCUGCCGGGAGAAAGCAACUGUUCCUACUUUAAGCACUUCACUCCAGGAGAAAGCUCAGAGAUAUUUGAAGUAACCACCCAGAAAGAAUACAGCAUUUCAGCUGCAGCCAUUGCCAUCUUCAGCGUUGGCUUUGCAAUCAUCGGAACAAUCUGCGUCCUCUUAUCCUUCGGGAAAAAGAGGGACUAUCUGCUGAAGCCAGCUUCCAUGUUCUACACCUUUGCAGGUCUCUGCAUCAUCAUCUCUGUCGAAGUCAUGAGACAAUCUGUGAAAAGGAUGAUUGACAGUGAGGAUACAGUCUGGAUUGAGUACAGUUACUCCUGGUCUUUUGCCUGUGCCUGUGCCUCCUUCGUCCUGCUCUUCAGCUGUGGAAUCAUCCUUCUUCUGAUCGCCUUGCCUCGCUUCCCCCAGAACCCCUGGGAGACCUGUAUGGAUGCAGAACCAGAGCACUAAUGUUCCCAUCGCCCACACUCGCUUAAAAAGCCAGAAAGUGUUUGGAAAAAGUAUAUAUUUUUUAAAAUGUCUGGAUACCACUAUACCUUGUGCACUGCCACUCCAUUGACUAAGUCAUUACUGAGCCAAGGGAUGUUCAAUUACAAUUAUUGUUUUCUUUCAGUUUUCUAAGAAAGGAGAAAAAGCAUUAGGAACCAGAAGGCAGGUCAGCGGUAGACGUCAUCCUGCUCUACUGCACCUUGUACUUCCCCCCGCUCCAAGCUGAGGGACGUGAUCUGCAGUUUGGGGCUGCACUGUGCCGAUGCAGUCAAGGGCGAAACCCUUGUGUGAGCGAGCACAUGCUGCAGAGAGGACAGCGUUUUCAGGGAGAAGAUAUACAGCGUAGUUAGGCUUGAGAGCAGAUGGGUGAGGGAUAUUGAGCUUUAUUCUGGGCUUGGUCAGAGAGACUCAGUGAGAAACUCUAGCUCCUUGGUGAGUCCAUUUCCCCCUUUGUACCGUACUCCCGGACCUCUUAGAGAAGUUCUGCUUCACCAGUCUGGAAUAAGUUGGAGAUCCUUGCGCUGUUCUAUUGUUCAGUGUUAAAAUAAAAGCAGACUUUGCCUAGCCUUGGGAAAAAAAUUUUACCUACAAAUUUACACCUUGCAGUUCUAUUCUUUUGAAUUAAGCACACAAAAAAAAAAAAAAAAUCCUGUUCUGCUUAAACUUUGAUAGCAAAGCCAAG
Struthio camelus australis is the source of this 1876-nucleotide messenger RNA. It is a transcript of the gene CACNG1, whose product is annotated as calcium voltage-gated channel auxiliary subunit gamma 1. Gene Ontology annotation, cellular component: membrane; L-type voltage-gated calcium channel complex. The record is from RefSeq and is a predicted model, not a curated record. Gene Ontology annotation, molecular function: calcium channel regulator activity; voltage-gated calcium channel activity. NCBI's taxonomy places the organism in Eukaryota, Metazoa, Chordata, Aves, Struthioniformes, Struthionidae. Gene Ontology annotation, biological process: regulation of calcium ion transmembrane transport via high voltage-gated calcium channel; calcium ion transmembrane transport.